Juglans regia (Persian walnut) is the source of this 652-nucleotide messenger RNA. RefSeq names its product 60S ribosomal protein L13a-4-like. Gene Ontology annotation, cellular component: cytosolic large ribosomal subunit; ribosome. Gene Ontology annotation, molecular function: mRNA binding; structural constituent of ribosome. The record is from RefSeq and is a predicted model, not a curated record. NCBI's taxonomy places the organism in Eukaryota, Viridiplantae, Streptophyta, Magnoliopsida, Fagales, Juglandaceae. Bases 1 to 627 code for a protein of 208 amino acids. Gene Ontology annotation, biological process: translation; negative regulation of translation. The transcript has 4 exons.
AUGGUGUCGGGUUCUGGGAUAUGCACGAAGAGGGUGGUUUUGGACGCAAGGCACCACAUGCUGGGGCGCUUGGCUUCGAUCGUGGCGAAGGAGCUGCUGAACGGGCAGAAGGUGGUGGUGGUGGUGAGGUGCGAGGAGAUAUGCAUCUCCGGAGGACUGGUCCGCCAGAAGAUGAAGUACAUGAGGUUCCUCCGCAAGCGCAUGAACACCAAGCCCUCUCACGGCCCCAUCCACUUCCGUGCCCCUGCCAAGAUCUUCUGGCGCACCGUCCGCAGGAUGAUUCCGCACAAGACGAAGCGUGGGGCAGCGGCGCUUGCCCGGUUGAAGGCAUACGAGGGUAUUCCUCGUCCAUACGAUAAGACCAAGAGGAUGGUUAUACCCGAUGCUUUAAAGUUAGUGUUGAGGCUUCAAAAGGGGCACAAGUACUGCUUGUUGGGCCGCCUCUCAUCCGAGGUUGGAUGGAAUCACUACGACACAAUCAGGGAGCUGGAGAAGAAGGGGAAAGAGAGGGCUCAGGUUGCAUAUGAUAUGAAGAAGCAGCUGAACAAACUUGAGGUGAAGGCUGAGAACGCUGCAGAGGAGAAGCUUGGCUCCCAUCUAGACAUCCUUGCUCCCGUUAAGUACUGAAAUUUUAGUGGGAGUUGCAUACAGU